Messenger RNA from Bombus pyrosoma, 2665 nucleotides. RefSeq names its product synaptic vesicle glycoprotein 2B-like. The transcript has 10 exons. The record is from RefSeq and is a predicted model, not a curated record. NCBI's taxonomy places the organism in Eukaryota, Metazoa, Arthropoda, Insecta, Hymenoptera, Apidae. The coding region runs from base 137 to 1747 and encodes 536 amino acids. Gene Ontology annotation, biological process: transmembrane transport. Gene Ontology annotation, molecular function: transmembrane transporter activity. Gene Ontology annotation, cellular component: membrane.
CGUGGAUCGCGCGAACGUUUUCCAUCCGCGCUACAGAGGGUAACACAUAAGAUUCUGCUUGCUUUCAACAGCAGUCUUUACUCGCUGUUUGACAAGAAAGAAGACCAGUGUUCUAGCUGUUGCAAGCUUAAUCGCUAUGGUUAAUCAGGUUGCCUCCUUGUCCUAUAUAGUGGAGAACAAUGCAGGCAAGGAAAGCGCUGCAGAUUUCGAAAAAGCCAUCAAACUGUGUGGGUACGGAAAAUUCCACUAUGGCUUGAUAUUACUCUGUGGAGCAAUGUUCCUCUGCGUUGGUUGUCAGAACGGAAUAAACGCGUACAUUUUACCAUCCGCAGAGUGUGAUCUCGAUUUGAGUUCUGAACAAAAAGGUCUUCUGAACGUCGCCUUUCUCUUAGGCGGAGUUGUAAGUUCCCUUUUCUGGGGAGUAUUUGCAGAUGCCUACGGAAGGAGAUAUAUUCUCCUCCUUACUUUACUAAGUGACAGUAUUUUGUCAAUUGGAGGAAGUUUCUCUCAAAGUUUUAAAGUGCUGUUAAUUUUCAGAGCACUCAGUGGAUUCUUCAUGGGUGCUCCUGGUUCUCUAAUCUAUAUGUAUCUUGGUGAAUUCCAUGCAGCGAAACAUAGAGUAAAAGCUAUCUGUUACGUAGGGUUCUUCUGGACCCUAUCGUGGUUGAUAUUGCCUGGUUUGGCUUGGAUUAUCAUACCGCUGCCAAUAUCCCUUCGAUUCAAUGGCAUGUUGUAUAAUUCUUGGCGACUCUUUCUGGCUAUUAUUGGAAUACCAACGUUAAUGGUAACUUUGAUCGCGACUAGAUAUCCUGAAAGUCCGAAAUUUUUGGUCACUCAGGGAAAAACGGACGAAGCACUGACAAUUUUACGAAAAAUCUACGCGAUAAACACUGGCCGUAACGAGGACGACUAUCCCGUAAAAGUCUUGUUGUCCGAUGAUACGAUGAAUAUUAAGAAUGUUAAUAAUACGUCUUUCUCCGCGUCCAGAGUACUAAUGGAAUUGCUGAAAAAUAUUUGGCAACAGAUGCGUUCGCUUGCGUCACCGCCGCUUUUGAAAUACGCGCUUCUCUGUUGGACUAUUUACUUUGCGAAUAUGUGCGGAUACUAUGGAUUCGGUUUAUGGUUACCAGAGCUGUUCAAUCGUUUUGAAAGCUACCAACACUCACAUCCCAAUCGAAGUGUAAGCGUUUGUAAACUAAUCCAAGAAAGUGACCUGCAAGCUACUGUGACGCCAGCGUCAAAUAUCUCGCUUAAUUCAACGAACGUUUUAAUUAACUCGACGACUGAGACUGAUUGUUCUUCUAACAUGGACGAGAUGGUUUUCAUCAAUUCAUUGACGAUCAACGCAUUUUGCUUGCUUGGCAACAUCGUAUCUGGAUAUUUGGCAAAUCGUGUUGGCCGACGAACAAUUCCAGUAACAACCAUGUUGUUAGCUGGAAUGUUUGGCUUCGCGAUAUACUUCGUCGAGUCCUCCUUGCAAAUUCUAAUGGUGAGCUGCAUGUUCUCGUUGAUGAUAGUCACAGCAAAUUUCGUGAUCAGCAGCAUAGUGGUUGACAUAUUUCCGACGCAUGUAGGCGCCGUUGCGAUUUGUAUGAUGACCUGUUUUGGCAGAAUUGGCGCGAUCGCCAGCAAUUUGGCCUUUGGAAUGUUGCUCGACAUCAGCUGCGAGGUGCCAAUCUUUUUGGUCGGCGGUAUAGUGAUCUUUGGAGGAUUGUUGGCGUUGACUCUUCCACAGAAAAAGAGUUGAACAUUUCCCGGUAAAGGAAUGAGAAAAGACGCGAAUAAUACGCUUAUUACAACAUUUGAUCAUUUCGUACAUUCCAACAAAUUACACCCUUUGUACACGUGAAGCCAGUAUUUUUUCGAAAACAUCAACGAGAGACAGUUUGCCUUGAUUUCAUCCGACGUUCAAUUCUGCAUAUAUUUGAAUAAACUAUAGACUAUAGUUCGUGUCUGUAGCUAUUAUUUUUGUACAAAGUGUCGUCGAACUGUCUUUCUCUGAACUGUUGACUUUUCCAAUUCGCACGAACAUCAUUCGAACGAAUAUUUAAAUAAUUGUGCGACUACGUUACACGGAUAGUAUUUUAUCAGUUCAUUCUUCUUAAUUAUUAUAAUAGUAAUUAAUGUUAUUUGCAUAAAUAAUAUUUUGAUGACUGCUAGUAUUAAUAUAUUGUUCAUUCUCCCUUAUCGUUUCUUCAUAAGCAGUUACAAGAAGCGAAGAUUGAGUUAUUCGAAUUUCUUUUAAGAACGUCUUUUAGGAUUUCUUUCAAGUUUAUGAAGCUUACAGUUACGCCAUUAAAUGCCAUUAGUUUAUAAUCAAAGGAGCAAAGAACGGCGUUGUUAAAGCUAAUUGAUACUUGACGGUCGUUUCCGUUCACGAAUUCAUAAUUACUGUGCUUGAAUAAUAAUUAUGUCUAAAUAGAAAUAGAAAAUGUAUAGGAAGAAGUGAAACUUUUCUAAUGUGGGACAACGUUUUUAAACUCGAAGUCUAUUAUUCCUAUUACAAAAGAUAGCGUAGUAUUGUCUAGUGUUACAAUGUAUGCGUGUUUUGUCUGUACGAAUGAAGUGUGUUAUAAUCAUGUACAUACGAAAAUGUGCUGUACGAGUAAACGAAAGAUCAAUGUAGAAUAGAUGCGAGAGGAGUUUACAUUUUUUAAACAAUUUA